This is a messenger RNA of Naumovozyma castellii, 2034 nucleotides long. RefSeq lists its product as uncharacterized. The transcript has a single exon. Bases 1 to 2034 code for a protein of 677 amino acids. The record is from RefSeq and is a predicted model, not a curated record. Lineage: Eukaryota; Fungi; Ascomycota; Saccharomycetes; Saccharomycetales; Saccharomycetaceae.
AUGCAAAUCAUGAAAAUAUUGGGCUCGGUUGCUCUGUUGGCAAUGGUCCAGCCAAUUGUUCAAGCAGCACUGUCUGAGGUAUCUGAAUGUCAAAGUUGUUAUACUUUACCAACAACUUCUAUUAGUAGCUGGACAGUUUAUUAUUCAGUUAUACAUGUUGAAUGGCAAACAAGUGAAUGGGUUACCACCUUUAGUGCUGAUAGAUCAGCAAUGACUAAUUCCUUAGUUCCUGGUAGUACAACCUUCUGUUUCCCUGACGCCUGUAAUUCUAAUCCUGAUCUAUAUGACUGUGAACCCGUCACUGCAACUUGGUGUUUAAGGAUCAACACAUGGGGUUGGCAUAGCUUUGAUGUUCGCCAAUUGAAAUGUUCCAGAAGUUUAUCUGCUCCUGCUCCUGCUGCGUGUGAAGAUACGACUUUCUCGAUCUCACACCUCGGGUAUGUACAAAGAUGUUUAGAAAUUACGUCAAGUUUAGUAUGUAAAACAUCAACCCCACCAGUGUUAGAAACCACCUCCUUCCCUGAAACUUCCAUCACUAUGGAAGCCACACAUCUUCCAGAACUCUCAACAGUUUCAAAGACGGGCUCUAAUCCAGAACCUACUCCUCUUCCAGACACUACCUCUAUUCCAAAUAGCGAAAUUAUCCCAACGUCAUCCCCUUCAAAAACGGCCCCUGUCCCAGAACCUCCAUCCACCGCUGAAACUUCAGCGAUUGUAGAACCAGACACUACCUCUAUUCCAGAUAGCGAAAUUAUUCCAACUUCAUCCCCUUCAGAAACGGCUCCUGUCCCAGAACCUCCAUCCACCGCUGAAACUUCAGCGAUUGUAGAACCAGACACUACCUCUAUUCCAGAUAGCGAAAUUAUUCCAACGUCAUCCCCUUCAGAAACGGCCUCUGUUCCAGAGCCAGCAAUCACCUCCGCUUCAAGUCAACAAAUAAUUCCAACUCCAUCAUCACGCCUUUCUGAAACUAUAUCUGCUCCAGAAACUCCAGCCGUCCCUGAAACUUUGACGAUUUCUACUCCAAUUUCGAUUCUACCAGGAACCACACUAGAUCCGGAACCAGGAGAUUCUUCCAUUCCUAUAACCAUCCCUGUUCUAAGCACCACUUCACUUUCUGAAAGUCAUCCUCUUUCAAAAGUCUCAACUUCACUAGGGUCAGAAUCGAUACCUGUCUCAGACACCAUUCCUGAUCUAGGCACUUCAACUAUUUCUGGGUCAAAACUUUCUUCAGCCGCAAAAACAAUCUCAGUUUCGGAACUAACAACUGCUAAUAUUAAGGAAAGUAGCUCUGCACGCACUAUGAAUGAACUAGUAACCUCUGAUGUUUCCAUCUCUACUACAUAUGUUGUUCCACCACCAACUACUGUAACGACCACUAAUGUCAUUACGACGGUUAAAACAUUGACGACAUGUGCGGGAGAGGAGCCAUGCGAACCAGCCACAACGACACUAGUAUUCACUUCUGUAAAGACCCAAGUUAUUUCUGAAUAUGUCACUGUUUCUUGUGCUGAACCAGAAUGUCUUGAACCUCAAACUUUUACUAUUACAUUGACUAUUGACUGUCCUGCUGCUGAAUGUACGCCAGCUCCAGGUUCGCCAGAAUCUCCAGCUGAUGUUGAUUUUGGUUCCGAAGGUUCUUCAGGUUCUCAAGGCUCUCAAGGCUCUGCUGAUGCUUCCGGUUCCCAAAAUGCUCAAGGUGCUCAAGGUGCUUUGGAUGCUCAAGGUGCUCAAGGUGCUCAAGGUGCUCAAGGUGCUCAAGGUGCUCAAGGUGCUCAAGGUGCUCAAGGUGCUCAAGGUGCUUCUGAUUCUCAAGGUGCUCAAGGUGCUCAAGGUACUCAAGGUGCUCAAGGUGCUUCUGAUUCUCAAGGUGCUCAAGGUGCAUCUAAUGCUGAAACCACCACCAUUCAACCAUAUCAUACUUUAGCUGCUGAAGAUGAGUAUCAUGAGUUACAAGCAUUUGAAGGUGCUGCUAAUAUGCUGGCUAAUAUCAAUCUAUGGCAUAUCUUAGGUAUCGUUCCAUUAUUCCUAUAA